Nematolebias whitei (Rio pearlfish) is the source of this 3340-nucleotide messenger RNA. It is a transcript of the gene letm2, whose product is annotated as leucine zipper-EF-hand containing transmembrane protein 2. Gene Ontology annotation, cellular component: mitochondrial inner membrane. NCBI's taxonomy places the organism in Eukaryota, Metazoa, Chordata, Actinopteri, Cyprinodontiformes, Rivulidae. Gene Ontology annotation, biological process: intracellular monoatomic cation homeostasis. The coding region runs from base 218 to 1741 and encodes 507 amino acids. Gene Ontology annotation, molecular function: ribosome binding. The record is from RefSeq and is a predicted model, not a curated record. The transcript has 11 exons.
GUAGCUAGAGUCACAGACUGAGACACGACGCGUAGGGAAAAGGUUUAAAGCAUAAACCCACCGUAAAUGGGUUUAUCACUACAUCAUUCGUUAUUUUUCCGAUUCCGUUCAUCUCGACAGUUUGUUUUGGAUGGAUUAUCUUGUUUACGGCUCUCUGAAAAGCCUUACAACGCCCUGUCUGCUCCGUCGUUGACGCUGGAGAACACAGAGAUCUGCAAUGGCAGCUUUUAGUCAGCAGGUGCUCUUUGCAGUCACAAGAUCAAGGGGAUCAUAUUUGUUGUCCAAGAGGCACAGCUGCUCCUCUCUGCCUUCCAAAGCUUAUCUCCACAUAGAGCCUCCUCGACCUCCCUUGUCUUCAACCCCUCCCAGACACCCCAGCUACUGUUUUCGAGGUCAUGCUUUCAGCUGUGACCACAGCUACACCCUGCUCGCCCGCUCUCUGCACAGCUCAGGCGUUUGGCUCCAGGAUAUAAAGCAGGACAACUCCAAGGCCUCUACAUCUACUGCCCAGGAUGUUUCUACGGGUGAUAAAACGGAUUCUGUAGCUGUCACAUCUCAGUCUCAACCUCCGUCAACUCCAACGUCCACUGCUGCCACAGCAGCCACUGUCCCUCCUGUUCAGGAGAAGGCCAUUGCGAAAAAAUCUCUGUAUCAGAGGAUUGUAGAUGAGUUGAAGCAUUACUACAAUGGCUUCAGGUUACUUGGCAUUGACACCAAGAUUGCUGGCAGGAUGGUAUGGAGGCUGCUGCACGGACAAGUGCUCACGCGAAGGGAGAGGAGAAGGCUGAUGAGGACCUGCGCUGACCUCUUUCGCCUCGUGCCCUUUAUGGUGUUCAUCAUCGUCCCUUUCAUGGAGUUCCUUCUUCCCGUCUUUCUCAAACUUUUCCCAGAAAUGCUGCCGUCCACCUUUGAGACGGAGUCUAAAAAGGAGGAGAAGCAGAGGAAAGGUCUGGCUGCAAAGCUGGAACUGGCCAAGUUUCUUCAGGAAACCAUUGCUGAGAUGGCCCGAAGGAAUAAAGCAAAGGCUCAGAUCGAAGAGGAGACCCAGCGCUUCUCCUCAUAUGUUGAGAAGGUUCGGGGAACUGGCGAGCAGCCCACCACGAAGGACAUUGUUCGUUUUUCCAAGCUGUUCGAAGACGAGCUGACGCUGGAACAUCUGGAGCGUCCCCAGCUGGUGGCUCUGUGCAAACUGUUGGAGCUUCAGCCCAUCGGCACAAACAACCUGCUGCGUUUUCAGAUGAUGAUGAAACUCAGAACCAUCAAGUCUGAUGACGAGAUGAUUGCAGCAGAAGGUGUGGCUGCGAUGAGUGUGUCAGAGUUACAGGCAGCGUGUCGCAGUCGUGGGAUGAGGUCUCUGGGUCUCACCACAGAUCAGCUACGUCAGCAGCUGCAGCAGUGGCUGGAUUUGCAUCUGAAGGAGAACGUUCCUCCAUCGCUGCUGUUGCUCUCCAGAGCCAUGUACCUGACAGAGCUCAAACCUAAACCUCACGUCAUCCCACCCGUUCCCAAAUUAGAGAAGGCGGCUGUUCCUCCGGUGGAGAACGCAGGAUCAAACUCAGCUCCUGUCAGUCCUGAAAAGUUGUCCGACCCUGCUGUCGUCAUCAAAGACAGACCGGUGGAAGAACUGAGGGACGAAGCACCCGCAGCAUUGGACAAAUCUUUGACUCCGGCUGAGGUCCUUCAGGCUAAAGCAGCAACGGAGGUGGGCCAGAAGAGCAAAAUGAGUGCAAAUGGUGCUUAAAGAGGAGCAGCUUCAGGGUUGAAGGGGUCGGAGGGUUCACUCAGACCUGUGUUAUUAGUGGGGAGGGGGGCAGCUCAGUGAUUUUCUGCUUUUAAGUGACCCUCUGUAAAAGCUCCAUAAAGCUCUUCUCUCUCUGAGCAUCUUAUCGUAAGAUUCUCCUUGUUGCCGUCUCCCCACUUCAUCCUCUCAGCACCGACCUUCCCCUCAGACAUUUGCCCGCUUCGUUGUCAGUAACUCUCCGAACGUUUCACCCGGACCAAGACGGAAAACCAACAGUGCAAUUUCUUUAACCCAACCCAACACCAAGGAUGUGACGAUCAAACGGCCCUCUGCACUUCCUGGCUAAUCAUCUGACGGCUCCUCCCGUCAGCCCCGAUGGUCUCCUUCCUCUGUAAAUUUGUAGAUAUUAUAUAUAUACAUAUAUUUUUCUCUCUUGCAUCUCAAAAUCAGCACCUUUGUACAGUUUGCUAUGCGAAAGUCAACAUUUUCUCAUUACAUUUAUUUAAUUUGUACUUUUUUUUUUUUAAACAUACAAAAACAAUUUGCUAAACCUUUUGGUUCAAGCACUGCCCAACCUUCAUUUAUGUUCAAAAAGCUUAACUUCGCUAAUUGCGUAAAAUAUAUAUAUAUAAUUGGACAAUUUGAAUCUGUGACUGAUUUAAAUUUAAAAUGCUCAUUCAGAAUGCACAAAAUUUAUUUUGUCUGCUCGUCAAAGCAGAUUGGGCCUUUCUUGUGGGAUGAUAUAGGUUUACUGCUGCUUUAAAAAGGGAAAGAAGACUGGUGUAGAAUAAAUUAACGUUGUAGGGGGCAGUUUAAAUAUAAUUCACCUUUUAUGAUAAGUUGCAGAAAGGACAGUCUGUACGGAAAUGUAGACUUUAUUUGCAUUCUCAGUGAGUUCUGUUGUAACGUGAGGAUGUGAAAACAUCCUUAAAGUAAGAAAAGACCAUGUUAUGUAUGAAUGCUGUUAAAUGGAGGGAAAAGCUGAAAUCCUGAAUCUAUGGAUGAAAUUAUUAUAGUAUUGAUUUAGAUGAAUAAUAUUGUUCUGAGAAAUACCUACGUGUCUUAAUGUUGUUAAACCCCAGGCAGACGGUCCUACAAAUUUAAAUAGUGAACUUUGUUUAGUUGUAACUAUUCUCUUAAAUGCUGUUAAUUUGUAGACUCCAGGAAGUAGACGGCACCAAUGAAAGGAUGGGUUUACACCAAAUGACUGCUAGUGAAGAAUAUUGAUCUUGGUUUUACAUACAGUACGUGCCAGAGGUCAAAGGGUGAUAUUUUGACAGUUUCUCAUUAAGUAUUAAUCACAUCUCUGCCAUUAAAAUGUGAAGGAGAUUCAAGUAAAAAAAAAAAACACAUAAAAGAUUAUCAGUAACUUGCAUUGCCUUUGUGUGUUUUGCUGCCAAAUCUGAAAAAAGUCAAUUCAACAUCUUUCCUGAAUAGUUUGGUCAGUCCUUUUUGAAUUGCUACUUAGCCUUUUUCAUAAACCGUUUACUUUUUUCAAGGUGUCCGAUCCCCAACUGAUGUGUGCGGUUACAUGUGGCUUAACCACUGCUAUUCUGACAGUAUCGCAGGUUCUUGGAGCACGAGCAGCUAGGAGCUGUC